UGGGAGCGGGCACCUGUCAAAUUUGGGUACCCGCUCCCACUUCUGGUCCGAACGCCUAGGCGAUCAGAAGCGGAAGGUGUCCUCCCUCCCUGUAGUCUUUUGGGACAUGUGACAGGUCCCAGAAGACUACAGGACCAUUCAUGAAGUGCAGCGCUACUCGCGCAUGUGCAGUGAGUACCCGGCUGUGAAGCCGCAAGCAGUCACACCCGGGUGCCCACACUGAAGAUGCCGGCCUCCUGGAAUACAGGACAAUCGGUGAAAUGGGCUGCAGGGGACACACCGCGG
Molecule: messenger RNA, 285 nt
Organism: Staurois parvus
Lineage: Eukaryota; Metazoa; Chordata; Amphibia; Anura; Ranidae
Source: the annotation of a GenBank genome assembly